CACGAGCACCCUGCAUUGGUUUAUUUUCUCACUACUACAGUCCAAAUUCUUAUUCUACAACACAAAUGUUCGCGCUGAGGUCGCUCGGAAAGAUGGUGUGGGGCAGCAAGGAUAGCCCCGAGGUAUACAAAAUUGACGCAGGCGCUCUAUACGAGGUGCGGCCGGGCACACGUGUGCCGCGCAAGUGCCUAUUCAACGACGCCGAACUCGUGAUCCGGCGCACCACAGUCCCAUUCAACUACCAGCUAGUGGCAGUGCGUGUAUUUGAGGAGGGCGAAGAGGACCUGGCCGACAACGGGCAGGCGCUGGACAAUGAGCGCGCAUUCCUUAUUGGCACCGAGCUGCGGUUUACCAGCGCUACAGUCGACGACUCUGCUGGGUUCAAGUGGGAGGACGCGAGCGAGAUGGCCCAUGUACACUACGAGUUUGCUAGCGACGCCAGCAGCGUGACGCCAGAGAAGCGCUCGCAGUUUGCCUUGGCGGUAGCGCGGUGCGUGUGGGAGCGGCAGAACCGCGAGUCGUAUACGGCUGCGGAUCCCGAUGAGAUUGGUCGCAUUGUCACCAUGGUCGAAGACGAGGAGCUGGAGCAGAUUUUGCAGAACGUGCAGAUUGACGACGACGAGCUUGCGGCAUACGAGCAAAGCACGGUGACUAAGCCCAAGAAGGCGAAGAAGCUGUCUGGGCCGCAGUUGCCGCCAGAGCCCAAGAAGAUGAAAACCGGCGACAUCACGCUGUCGGUACUGGGGCAGCUGUAUGUUUUCGAUGCCAGAAAGACCGAGUUUGCUUUGGUCGCAUCCGAGGUGGCCUUGACGGUGGUCAAUCCGGAAAAGUACGAGUACUGGCUUAAUGUCGCCAGCGAUGAGCGCAAGUACGUGUCCCAGGUCAUUGACCCAGGCAUGAACGCGGUGUUCAACCAUGACUUCAUGUCGCUGAUCUGGAACUACUUUGAUGCCAGCGGCAGGGCAUACUCGUUCUCGCUGGUUGCGGCCGACGAAGAGCACUACGAUACUAUGCACCAGGGCAUGACUCGCGCAGCGUACGAGACGCUGAACCAGGAGCCAUGGACAAAGGCAACGGUGUCUUCUCAGGACUACAUGCUGGACGCGUACGAGGAGGAUGUGGCUAUGCCCCAGGCACCCGAGGAGUGGGAUGAGUCUGAGGGAUCAGAUGAAGAGUCCGAGUCGGAGGAAGAUGGUGAUCGCUACGAUCCUAUUCCCGACCGUGUCAAGACCUCGAGGCUGGCUGAGGAGUCUGACGAGACCGACUCUGAAGAUUACGAAUCCGAAUCCGAAGACGAGUCAGAUGAGGAGUCAGACGACGAGGCAUCAACUUCUGGGCCUGGCAGUAGGUCUGGGCAGGCUGAAAACUCGAUGCUAUCGGUGGGCUACAAGAACGACCGCUCCUUUGUCGUGCGUGGCACCAAAAUCGGGGUCUUUAAGCACACUGACGGCGACCAAAUGCUGUUUGAUACGACCAUCAACUCCAUCGAUGACACGCACGGCCGCAAGUUCAUCCCCAAGGCCGCAAUGCUGUCUGAGCAGGACUCGGCUAUGGUUCUGAUGAACCAGCAGAGACCGAAUGAGCUGUACAGGAUGGAUCUUGAGCGCGGCAAGGUCGUCGAGGAGUGGAAGGUACACGAGGACAUUCCGACCGUGGCCAUUGCCCACAACACAAAGUACGGCCAGAUGACGAGCGACAAGACCCUGGUUGGAUUGAGCCACAACCUGAUCUACCGCAUCGAUCCGCGCAUUGGCGGCGACAACCUGGUGGUUGAGGGCGAGAUGCAGGCGUACACGACCAAGAGCCACUUCACGGCUGCCGCAACGACCGAAAGCGGUGCUGUGGUGGUGGGCAGUGAAAAGGGCGAGAUCCGCAUGUUUGACCGCGUCGGAGUGCGUGCCAAGACCGUUCUGCCGGCCCUGGGCGAGCCGAUCAUCGGCAUUGACGUGACGUCAGACGGCCGGUACAUCGUAGCAACCUGCAAGAACUAUCUUCUUCUGAUUGACACCCGGAUCCCCGACGACCCAGAGGGCCGCACGGGCUUCGAGAUCUCCUUCCCGAAGCAAAAGAAGCCUGCGCCCAAGCGCCUGCAGCUGAAGCCCGAGCACGUCGUGUACAUGGGCGGACCCGUCAGAUUUACGCCGGCGCGGUUCAACCAGUCGCCCGAGGGCAACAACAUCGAGGACUCGAUUGUGACCAGCACUGGGCCGUUUGUGAUUACGUGGAAUCUGCGGCGGGUGCUGGGCACGGGCCGCGGUGACGCGUACCAUAUCAAGCAGUACAGCGACCGGGUGGUCGCCGAUAACUUUAGGUUUGGGCAGGACAGCGCGAUCGUCGUGACGCUGCCGAACGACGUGCAGACCGUCAAGAGGUCGCAGCUGGCGAAGCCCACGCGCAAGUCGCUGAUGGUGCCAAAGCCCGUGGCCAAGCGGCUGGCGUCGCCCAGGCACGAUAUUGUCGAUUCGCCGUAUUAAUUGAGGGCAAGUGAAGGCCCAGCUCGCUAUCAAUAAAUAUCACAGA
Molecule: messenger RNA, 2520 nt
Organism: Linderina pennispora
Lineage: Eukaryota; Fungi; Kickxellomycota; Kickxellomycetes; Kickxellales; Kickxellaceae
Product: VID27-domain-containing protein
Exons: 1
Coding region: 93-2474 (793 amino acids)
Cellular component (GO): nucleus; cytoplasm
Source: RefSeq, a predicted model, not a curated record